CGAAGUGCGCGAAGAAAUGUACCACCAACUGCUGUUCGUACUCGUGGUUUCAUUCGGAUGUUCUUCAUUGGCUCAGGUCAUCUCCCUGGGACAAUGCCCGGAACAUCCGGUAGUGCAAAAUUUCAACGUGCAAGCCUACGCUGGCAAAUGGUUCGAGAUUAGCCGUUACGAAAGGACGACCCAGCGGGGAGGAGAGUGUGUCGAGGUUAACUACUCCCUUAACAGCGAUAGUUCCAUCAGUGUGGAGAAUCGCCUGUUGAUUCCACCCAGUUCAGAGUUCGAAGUGGUCACCGGUCGGUCGGUUAUCUCGUUCCCCGAUGAAGAGCCUUUGCAGGGCAUGAUGAACCUUACCUUCGGAGCAAUGCCUCCAACAUCGGUGAACUACAUGGUUCUGGACACUGACUAUACUAGUUUUACGUUUGUGUGGAGCUGCUUUGCUGUUAGCGAUACCAUUAAAGGUGAAAACUUUUGGCUUAUGUCCAGAACGGUUGAGUUACCGCAGAGCGUUCAGGGUCGGGUGGAUGAAUUGAUUGAUCUGUACCUGAAACCGGAACACAUCAGACCUACUCGGCACGAUUUGUACUACUGUGUCAACCAGAGAACAUAAAGAGGUUUGAAAUUGAAUGCCGUUGAUCAGAAUUAAAUUUACGAUUAUUCUGCAUUAUAUCCAUUCAGAAAAUAGAUGAAUGCGGACUGAGUCAUAGUUUACUGCCGUACACGUACUUUGAGUGCUAGUACAUAAAAAGUGUCUGACUAUACCUACCGAUAUGUAGCCAGUCUUUAGGAUGAUUAUUAAGUUAUCUCGGAGAAUUAGAAUUGUAUCGUAUACUAAAAACUAUAAUCAAAUAAACUUAUAUCAUAGCUGGAUUAAACUUUUUCACUAUGAGAAUUAUUAUAAUUGUAAUGUCCAUUAUUUUGCUCCGGACAAAGUAGCCGUGUUGCAUGCGAAGGGUUAAAGUAUCUCAGGAGUGAAUUGAUCGACUAGGUUUGUGUGCCCAUGGCAGGCGACGGAAAGAAGACUUCCUAACACCAUCUCUGUCCUCAUGUCGAGAACUGGAUACCUGUCGCGUUUAGAGGAUAAUGGACCUUCUCUUGCUGUGAAAACCGGAACUACGGCACAGUGAAUGUUUUUUUAUUAUUCAUUUCGUUUAUUUGAUAGGCACAAAUGCGUUAGCUUGGCGGUGCCAAAUUCUUUUGUUUAUACAUUUUGGAUAUCUUAAAACUAGGAGGUUACAAUGUUGAAAUAUUUUUUUUUUCAAAAGAAAAGAAAGUUUACAGCUAUCUUAAGACUAGAAAUAAGAUUCAAUAUACAAGAGAUGGCUAAAAGAUUUUUUUAUGAAAAA
Messenger RNA from Topomyia yanbarensis, 1343 nucleotides. Its product is annotated as apolipoprotein D-like. Bases 17 to 607 code for a protein of 196 amino acids. Gene Ontology annotation, molecular function: pigment binding. The transcript has 4 exons. The record is from RefSeq and is a predicted model, not a curated record. NCBI's taxonomy places the organism in Eukaryota, Metazoa, Arthropoda, Insecta, Diptera, Culicidae.